AGCCAUUUUUUCUCAAGGCCUCCCAAAACCACGAAAGGCCACUCUGGUGUGGUCGGUUUGUGGUCAUGAAAGUCGCCAUGUUGGGAUCUCGUCUUGGCCGCAUGGCUUUCCGCAGCUUCAGUAGCAAGCCCAAGUGCGUCAUGCUGAACGCCGCGCGGCUGGACUUUGACGGUCGCAUGGACUGGAGCAAAGUGACCAACGUCACCGAGUUCACCAGCUACGACAUCUCCAGCACUGAGGAAAUCGUGCCACGGGCACAGGGCAUGGACAUCGUCAUGAACAAGGAGUUUCCCAUCCCAGGCGACAUCAUCAGAGCGCUGCCGCCAUCAGUCAAGCUGAUUGCCGAGGCGGGCACGGGCUACAACAACAUCGACUUGGAGGCCUGUCGUGAGAAGGGCAUUGCCAUUUGUAACGUCCCGGAGUACACUACAGAGGCGAUGGGCGACUAUGCCAUCACACUGGUCAUGGCGCUGAGUUGUUCCUUAGCACCACAGAUGAAGGCCUUGGCCAAGGGGGAUAGGACUUAUAUGCAUCAGUGCCACUUGGGACACUUGGAUCAUUUCGAGAUCCGGGGCAAGACUUAUGGCAUCAUUGGUGGUUUGGGAUACAUUGCUUCCAACAUCUCCAAGAAGGCGUUGGGUCUGGGCAUGAAGGUCAUUGUCUCGGAUAUGCCAUCGACACCUCUGGGCAUGCGCGACACUGGUGUGGAGGUGGUUUCUUUUGAUGACCUGCUGCAGCAGUCGGAUUUCAUUAGCCCAAUGGUCCCACUGAACAAACACACCGUAGGUCUGCUAAAUGCCGAAUGCUUCGACAAGAUGAAGCCUACGGCAUAUGUCAUCAACACAGCCCGUGGCCCCAUCGUUGAUCAAGCUGCCCUCAUUGAUGCUCUCCGCAAGAAGAAGAUUGCUGGUGCCGCCCUGGAUGUUUUCGGAGAGGGUUCCGCCCCACCCCCUCCACUUCCGGAUGACAGUCCGCUUUAUGAUGUUUUCAAUGAGUUUGAGAAUGUGAUUUUGACUCCACACAUUGGCUGGCAACGUGUUGAAGCACGUCAGCGAGUGGUGGAUGGCUGCGGCGAUAACAUCGCCAAGUUCACUCGGGGAGAGGCAAUGAAUAUCGACAUGAACACUGGCCUACCAAUCAGGUGAUCCGUGAGAAACACAGAUCGAGGCCAAACAUUGAUGAUCAGUGAUUUUCAGCGGACGUGAUUUCAAACGCCGCAAUAAACCAACACAUCAGUUUUCCCCCUUUAAAAUGUGCACAUGAUCCCUCCAAUGUAUGAGUGAUUCACGUGCGCGCAACAGAUCAACACGAUUAAAACCGCAUCAAGCUGUGCCAGUA
This is a messenger RNA of Cladocopium goreaui, 1338 nucleotides long. The record is from the annotation of a GenBank genome assembly. Lineage: Eukaryota; Dinophyceae; Suessiales; Symbiodiniaceae.